This is a messenger RNA of Anopheles merus, 1043 nucleotides long. RefSeq lists its product as uncharacterized. Lineage: Eukaryota; Metazoa; Arthropoda; Insecta; Diptera; Culicidae. The transcript has 3 exons. The coding region runs from base 629 to 946 and encodes 105 amino acids. The record is from RefSeq and is a predicted model, not a curated record.
UCCUUGGCAUAUGGAUUCAACAUUACCGUACCGCUCAGUUUGCCCUUGAAUGUCUGCCCACCGACAUCAAAAUCAGCCGACCCUUGGUCAUUGGUUCCAACUCGUUUACGGCAUGCAUUUUACGUACCAGCGCGAAACAUCAUCCUGCUUAAUACAACCCCACCCAAGGGGAGCGAGAUCCAACGAGCCGCCUUUCGCCGAUGUUUUUAUGUCUUUAUUGCCCUCACGGAGCUUUACCACAUCAUCACGCUAAACUCGAGCCCUUGCGUCCGCUGGUACUUUGCUGCAGCGCGCAUCCGAUCGCGUACAUACAUGCAAAAAAAUGGAAGAAAACGCAUAAAACAUCACACGCCUUGAAACUGCAUCCGAGCCUAGCUGGAUUGUAUCGUUCUGCCGUUCGACUGGUCGUCUCGAUGAGUGAGCUAACUCAGCGGUCUAAGCGGACAGUGGUACAUAGUACAGGAUAUACAUUUCCCAGUUCAACUCAAUCUAGCUUCUGCGAGCAAGCAGAAUAGUAAAUAUCAGUCAGUCGUCUACUUUCAAGCAGUUCAGCUCGCGGAAACGAACACUUUGCCCAGUUCAAACUAUCCAGCCUCUCCGUACCAGCUCGUGUGAACUAACGCUUCCAAUGGUCAAUCUAUCCCGAGCAGCGAUUGCGCGGAUUUACGCUGAACCAUUCAGCAACACUGCUCUCCAGCAUGUCGAGUUGCUGUGCAAACUGGUGGAAGGAUGUCGCGAUGCGUUGGCCACGUGGAAAAGCUUGCCUGAGCGAAACAUGAUCGAAACAAUCGAGAUAGCGCAACGUUGCUGUGCCGAAUACCGCAUUGUGCAGUCCAUCGUAUGCCGGGACGAGUUGGAGAUCAUCGGUGCGUAUGCACGGCUGAUCGCACUGCGUUCGGAAUGGAUAAAACUGCUGAUCAUUGUAAAGUUUCUAAAGAACGACUAGUGAUGAGCAUGUUUGCCUUCUUAUUUUGUUAUUAUUAUCCGUACAAACUGCAAAGAAACCAUUCUCUACGCCAUCAACGUUUUGAGCAAUAAAGAUU